Molecule: messenger RNA, 2336 nt
Organism: Salvelinus namaycush (lake trout)
Lineage: Eukaryota; Metazoa; Chordata; Actinopteri; Salmoniformes; Salmonidae
Gene: cd99
Product: CD99 molecule
Exons: 14
Coding region: 191-928 (245 amino acids)
Biological process (GO): T cell extravasation; positive regulation of neutrophil extravasation; homotypic cell-cell adhesion
Source: RefSeq, a predicted model, not a curated record
GCCAAUCUGUAACUGGAGAACACUCGAGUGCUGGUAGACAACGAGGGGACCGCACCGCACAUUGACACACCCUAAAGUUACCGAUUUAGUUUGACAAAGAACUCCGAGCAAAGAAUUAGUUAAAAUAACCAUAUCGAUCCAGCAUCGGAUAAUUCAGGGAAACUGUUGUUUUCUUUCCUAUUCAGCAGACAUGAAAUCUUGCUUAUGGAUUGCCUUGCUUGUAACUCUUGUUAUAGGGACGAAAACACAAGACUUCAAUCUUUAUGAUGGCCUUGAUCUUGAUGACCCUACAACUACUAUUCCAAAACUGCCAAAGCAACCUGCAACGGAUCCCAGUCCAGGAGGUGGAUUUGAUCUAUUCGAUGCUCUCGGUCCAGAAGAGCCUGAGAAACCAGCUGGGAUCCCUCCUAAAGAAGGUGGAACUGAUCCCAAACCUGCCCCUCCUCCCAAACCUGUAGAUCCCAAAAAAACAGCUGAGGAUGGGAUGGGUUUUGACCUGUCUGAUGCCUUGGGUCCAGAUCCCGUACCGGGUAAACCAGCUGUUGUUCCACCUAAAGAUGGAGGCACCGGUGGCGGGUCCUUCGGAGACAAUGACCUGUUUGAUUUGAGCGAUAACGAUAACUACAAGCCUGAUCCCGGCAAGGGAGGUGGAGGAGGAGCACGUGCAGCUGACCCAGCUCCCUCAGAUCCCAAUGGAGGAGGUGGUGCAGAUCAACCUCAAGGUGAAGAAGCUGGAUCUGGGCAGAUCGCUGGCAUAGUGAGUGGAAUAGGAGUGGCCCUCCUUGGUGCUGCCUCUAGCUACUUUGCCUACCAGAAGAAGAAACUGUGUUUCAAGGUUCAGGGAGGUGAAGACCCAGAAAGUGGAAAGAACGCACAUGGAGCUCAGUCUGAUCCCCAAGUGAUGAGCAACUUGCUCAGGUCAUCCUAACUUCGAUCAGGUCAUCAUAGAGGAACCUCACCUUUAGCAAAGAAACACCUUCUUCCAUCAGCAGGUGUCAACUGUCUGUGGGCAAAAAAAUACAAUAAAAAAUAUAGAUUUUUUUUCAUUUGUCUUUCAUUUGGAAUUUAACUUUUGGAGAAUGUUAGUUAUAUGUUGUUGUUUGUUGUUGUUACCUAAUCUAGCUGUGUAAAGACACAGAUAGAUUUACAACUUGAAUACUUGUUUUUUUUUGUUGCCGUGAAGAUGUAUCGAUCAUUUUCAUUGUUUAAUUGUUCAGUAUCAAACAAUUGUCUUUCAACAUGCUGAUGUGAUUUUUCAUCACUUGCCAUUUCAUUUUCAUUUCAUACUUUAGUAUGCCUAGCUAGUAUCUAUAACUGCAUUGUACAUUUGACUGUGUUUACACCUAAACAAGUGCUUACAUUGCACAUAGCUUUUGUUGUAUUUGUUUUACUUCAACCGUCUCCACGUACGUAUAUUAAAUUCGGAUUGGCAAUAGGAUCUCUUGUUUCAUCAAAUGUCAGCGCUCGUUUUAAAAUAUAACCCAGGCGAGUCUGUAGUUACACAAAUUAAAACAAACCAUGCACACAAAGGAUAUUUUUAUAACAUGGCACACUCAUGUAAUUAUUAAUUGGAUUCAAAUUUAAUAGAAGGAUUUAGAACUUUUUGUAUAGAUGAAGGUAAAAUGAAAAAAGUGCCUUAGAGAAAGGGAUUAUUUUGGUGGAUAUAAAUAGAAUGUGUAGGGUACUAUUUGGAAUGAGGAAUGGUUUCAGGCUGAACAUUUAGCUGCAUCACGGUUUGUCUUCUGUAAGUUAAUUGUUUGGGGUGCAAGCCACUCGUUAGUGUUUAUGUGAGGGAAAGCUACCAUAAAUGCACAUGGUAAAUCGACAUAAAUGUUGUUUUUUUAAACGCAUUGUGCAUGUUUAUUUGCAAAACAACAUUUAUACUGAGAAGUGGUUAUUGUAUGUUUUAAGUUAUACCUGUUUAAGAUUUGUAUGUAUGAUUGCUUGAUUUCUGAUGCAAUACAGAUAAGAAUAGAAAUUGAUACCUGGGGUUGAUACCAAACUAGUAAAUCAGCAUAUUCUACCAUGUCAAUUGUGCUGUAAAUACUAAUGAAGAAUGUGUAUAAAGGCGCUGCUGUUGUUUUGCUGUGUGAUACAUGCCCUUUUUGUUCUCCUUUAACUUUCAGCACAGGUAAUUAAAACCUUUUAAGUAACUGCAACUGAAGAAGUGUUACUGCUUGUUCUUUACCAAUACAGGAAAUCAUUUGUUGGCUUAGUUGAUCGUAGUUAGUUGUUUUGUGUGUUUUGAAGGAGUUUGAUUCCUUCUCUGAAAGACAAUGGACUGCUGUCGGUAAUGUACCUUAUUGUUAUCAAUAAAGUUAACUUUUUACAAUUGA